AUGUCAACGUUUGGCAUGACAUACAACCAGACAUGCAGAGACUGCGGCCUAGCACUCAAACCCGCACACUCUUCCUCGCUGCUCGCCCCCCUCUCCCAGAGCCCUGUCGUAGUCCCCUACACCUACCCCAGCCUCUUCAAACUGCAGCGGGCGGCCGAGGGUGGGGUGCCCUUCGUCUUUGGCGAGUCGCAGCAGCAGACUGAGCGGCAUGACGAUGGACACCAGGAGGAGCAGCAAGGCCAGGCUGAGCAGGAGCAGCAGCAGCAGCAGCAGCAGCAGCAGCAGCAGCAGCUGCAAGGACUGGACCAGGAGGCUCAGCAUCAGCAGGUGGAGCCGGAAGCGGGCGCGGCAGCCGCAGGAUUUCCUUGGCGGGCAGCUGCAGAGGCGGAAGCUGCGGCACGGGAGACGGCCCACCAGACCUACCGCAUCAACCCUCCUGAGCUGGCGGCCUGGCGCGACCUGGCACCCCUGCUGGUGGUGCCUGGAGGUGUGGAGGCGCCCGGCGGUGGCUGCCCGGGUGUGCCUGGCGCGCUGACAGUGGAAGGCCUGCAG
Molecule: messenger RNA, 552 nt
Organism: Monoraphidium neglectum
Lineage: Eukaryota; Viridiplantae; Chlorophyta; Chlorophyceae; Sphaeropleales; Selenastraceae
Exons: 2
Source: RefSeq, a predicted model, not a curated record